Messenger RNA from Solea senegalensis (Senegalese sole), 4233 nucleotides. Its product is annotated as PDZ domain-containing protein 4-like. Gene Ontology annotation, molecular function: protein binding. Lineage: Eukaryota; Metazoa; Chordata; Actinopteri; Pleuronectiformes; Soleidae. The transcript has 17 exons. The record is from RefSeq and is a predicted model, not a curated record. The coding region runs from base 412 to 3654 and encodes 1080 amino acids.
AUUCUAUUUGAUGAAUCAAAGAAAUGUUUGUUUACACACCGACUGGUUGGCAUGGUGACGUGAGUCGCACUUUCAUCCCUCCAUCAGCACAUCUUUAUCUUUUCCAUCUUUUGACAUUUUAAAUCUUUUACCUCGUCCUUGUCUCCAUCCCCGUCUUUGUCCCCGCAGCAGCAGCGUCUGCGUCUCCAUGGAUACGAGACGCUUUCAGCAGGAGGAGAAGAAAAAAGAUCAAAACAGGAAGUGACAUCUGUUUGUGAUAGUGGAUUCAAUGAAAGACAGAGACUUGCGGACUUCCUUUAAAGUGCUGACACAGAGCAUCUUCUUCAUCACAUGACCUCCGGGUCAAAGUUCAGAGGACGACACAGCAAGGACUGACCUGAGACAGGGAAAGGUCAAAGGUCAGAGGCCAUCAUGGGCUGCAACAUGUGUGUGGUAAAGCGACAGGAGGAGCAGUACCGGGUCAUGCUGCAGCAGAAAGGCUGGAUUCAGUCCCUGCGGCCGUUGGACAGACAUGGAAACAUGAAGGUCCGAGGACGGAGGACAUCUCAGCCUCCGUUAGACAGACCACAAAACUCCCAGGAGCCUUUGCAGCAACACGGCUCAGUGCGUAAGAGUCACAGGAAGAAAGGUACGCUUGUGUGCAGCGGAAACGGGACCAGAAGCUCCUCCCUCUCCUCUGUUGCCAUGGUGGCGAUUCCCAACUGUGUGGACAACGCCACGCAGACGGACAUCAGCUUCCAGAACAUCGUGACCACAGGGAGGAACAGAGGUCACCGAGGAGGCUCUUCCUCCUCCCCUCCACCACCUCCCCCUUCUCCUCCCCUACCUCACCUCCAGGGACCGUACGGCAUCAGUGAAUUCUGCGUGUUUGAGUACAACGAUCCCAACGACUACUUUGACGUCUCGCAUCACGAGGUGGACAGACAGGACGACCUGGAAUACGAGGAGGUGGCGCUGUUCAAGUCCAGUCAGCAGGAGAAGCUGGGUCUGACCGUGUGCUACAGGACAGAAGACGAGGACGACCUGGGCAUCUAUGUCGGAGAGGUGAAUCCAAACAGCAUCGCAGCUAAAAACGGACGAAUCAGAGAAGGCGACAGAAUAUUACAGAUAAACGGAGUGGACAUUAAUAACAGAGAAGAGGCCGUCGCCAUUUUGUCCAGAGACGACAGCAUCAACUUCUCUCUGCUGCUGGCUCGACCGGACACUGAGAAUGAAAAUCCUGCGGAAGACGACGUGGACGUGGACAUGGCUCUGACUCUGGGGAACGGUCUUUUCCAGACUAACCCUCAAGCCUCAGUCUGCUGCCUCAACUCACCUCAUGUCCCUGGGUACUAUCGUCUCCACCGAGACAGAGGACGUGGAGGACGAGAGGUGGAAGUGGAGGAUGAAGACGAUGAAGACGACAGAGACAGAGGAGAGAAGGAGGAGAGGGAGCCGCCUGUCCCCCUCCCUCCUCUGCUGAGUCUGGCUCCACUUCUGUCCAACAGCCAGGAGCUGGACAGCGGCGUGGGACGCACGGACGACAGCACCCGCUGUGAGGAGCUGUCUGAGCAGGAGCUGCAGGGAGAGCAGACCAGCGCCUGUAACACCAGCACCACCAACACACCAGGCAGCACCAGGAAGUUCAGAGCAGGACCCAGUCCCAGACCGAGUCCCAGACCGAGUCCCAGACCGAGUCCCAGACAGAGUCCUAGACCCAGUCCUGGUCUCGGUCCAAGCCCCAGACCGAGCCCCAGUCCGGGUCAUGGACGUGGAGACACCACGCCCCCUUUCCUCCACCUGCGAGACAUUCAGCUCAGCUCAGACUCUCUGCCCGGCCUUGACUGGACAGCAGGGGGCGGGGCAGGGGGCGGAACUUUGUGCAGCCCUCACCACCACCACAAGCACUUCCACCACCAUCACCACCAGCCGCCGCUGACCAUGAUGAUGAUGAUGAUGCCGGGCCUGACGGAGGAAGAGUGUCAGCGAUACCAGGAGCUGCUGGAGGUCAAGUGUCAGUACGAGAGACACAACGACAAACAGCAGAGAGAUGCGGCGACCAAAGGUCACAAGGUCGCGGCUGAGGAAGAGGGGCGGGACGAGGAGGAAGAAGAGAAGGAGGAGGACGCCGCGGCUUCUUCUUCUUCUGUGGUGGACGUGAACUGCAACGAGACCUUCAGCGAGCACGAGAUGGCGCUGAUCGAGGAGGAGCUGCGCCACCUGGAGUUUAAGUGCCGCAAUAUUCUGCGAGCGCAGAAGAUGCAGCAGCUCAGAGAGAGAUGUCUGAAAGCCUGGAUGAUGGAGGAGGAGACGGCGGCGGCAGGAGCAGCACGGACAGAAGCCGAAAUGGUUAACGAUGAAGAGGAUGAUGAAGAGGACGACCCUCACCAUCACGAGUUGUCGGCCAUCAACGAGCUCCCGGAGCGCGAGCGCUCAGACGACAGAGACAGCACCAGCGCCUACAACACCGGAGGAGAGAGCUGCCGCAGCACGCCGCUCGUCAGCACUGAGCAGAUCCCGCCUCUUCAGGAGGAGGAGGCGGAGGAACACCUGAGAGGACGGCGACGGCUCAUGUCUCCGCCUCCUCUCCUCCCCCCUCUGAGCUCCCCGCUAACGCCGCGGCGUCACAGGCAUGACAAAGAGAGACGUCACUCCAACCUCAGCUGCUCCUUUUCCCCGAGCAGCUACAGGAAGUAUGACGUGACUGGUUCAGGCGGGGCCAGUGGCUCAAGCUCCACCCCCUCCACGCCAUCAAAGUUCAGAUCGUUGACCAGAGAGGCGGGGUCAUCUUCAAGAAGGGGUGUGACUGAUAGAGGGCGGGGCUCCAGAGCAGACGGAGCUACCACCAGGCCUGGAGGUGGAAGUGCAGAGUCCAGCCCUUACUUCAGCAGACGACACCACAGGCCGCUAGAGCGAUACCAGAGCUGCAUGGCCCUGCCCUCCGACACCCUCGUCGUCCCUCUGGACUGCGUGAGGGACAGAGCAAGGGCCGACGGCGAGGAGAGGGGGAGGGGCACGGGCAGUAGCGGACCGGCCAGUCCCAGGAGCGUAAACAGUGCCCCCUGUGGCCUGGAGGAGCGCCACACAAGUGCCUCGCGAUUAGGACUGGCCUUACCGCUCGCGUUGACGCAGUCAUCACCAACGGCCUCGCCACAGCGUGUGGAGUGGAAGGUGAAGAUCCGCAGCGACGGCACGCGCUACGUGGCCAAGCGUCCGGUCCGGGAUCGUCUUCUGAAGGCCAGAGCCAUAAAGAUCAGAGAGGAACGCAGCGGCAUGACGACCGACGACGACGCCGCCAGUGAGAUGAAGCAGGGUCGAUACUGGAGCAAAGAGGAGAGGAAGCAGCAGCUGCUCCGAGCGCGAGAAUACCGACGCAGACGAGAGUUCAUGAUGCAGAGUCGCCUCGACUACCUCAGAGGAGACAGGGAACAUUCACCGUCCACAGGAAGUACGCUGGAGUGCUGCUCCCCUCGCGGCGCUCGGCUCCGCUCCCAGCAAGAGUCGCCCAGCAACAGCAACAACAUCCUGUCACUGAGUCAGAAGAAGGUGAUGAAGAAGAGGAACCGCAGAAUCCUGGACAACUGGAUCACCAUCCAGGAGCUGCUGGCUCACGGCUCCAGGUCCCCGGACGGAAAGAAGAUCUACAAUCCGCUGCUGUCUGUCACCACGGUGUGACGAGAGGACGAGGAGGACGAAGACAAGGAGGACGAAGACGAGGAGGAGUACGGAGACGAGAAGCUCCUGAAUUAAUCAAACUAAAGUUCACAAAGACAAGUUUGAAAAAUCUGGAGGAACAUUUUUACUCUCAAUGACAUCAUCCUGGCAAUGAAUUAUGGGAAAAGAGGGACAUUUGUGGACAUCCACGUGUUUACCGCACGUUGUUUAGUCUUCAGUGAAGGAACACGAGAUUCUCCACGACGUCUAUGAUCAUGUUUCUAAUUAGAGAUUAAAUUUGAAAUAAUUUCACCAUUUUUUUAACUUACAGAAUAUAAUUGAGUGAAUCCUCUACGUUUUGUAUUAAUUGUAUGUUCCAUUUUUAGUCGCAACUUGAGAUUUCCAACCCCGAUACAGCAUUCCAAGAUGGAUGUCACUCCUACUAACGCUUUACAUUAAUUUCACGUCUGUCGUGUUUGGUCUCGCGUUAAAUCAGACGUGAAAGGCAGAACUGUUAAAUUUGUACACACGUUACGAUGUUUGUGUGCGCAGAAAAAAAAAUGUGUAGAGUGUUGUUAUCGACUGCUAACGGCUAGCCAA